AUAUCGUGACCAAUUGACUGUACGAUAUAAAGGCCAGACCCUCAUCAGGUAUCUGUUCGCGAAACCUGCUCCGCAACCGCGCCUCGCUAAACUUCGCGCAGGUAGAGAGCGUCUGCACCGGACGGCUUGAUUGUCGAUCUCGUGUGUCCGUGGGGAAUAAACGCUUGGACUCGUGUCGAGAAUACCUCAUUUGGAAUCGCCGAGCAUGGCUGACGUGAUACUGGACAUCCCGGCGGAUGCUGCGGUAGAGUCCGAUGUGUGUCGCAUCGAUGUGCAAACGGCUGUUCUAGUCGAAUCAUCGCAAAUAAAUGAUAAACCAGCGCCUGUAAACUAUGCUGAGGUGGUUCAACAGUCGCGAGAUACUUUUAAUAGCGGAAAAACAAGGCCGUUGGAAUGGAGAAUCAAGCAAUUAAAACAGCUUAUCCGUAUGCUAACGGAGACCUCCUCGGAAAUGGUGGAAGCAUUGGCUACGGAUUUACACAGAAGUAAGUUCGAAACAUUUGCGCUGGAAAUCGAUUAUACGAUUCAAGAAGUUAAAUACAUGCUCAUGCAUAUUAAAGAAUGGUCAGCAACGGAAAAGCCGUCCAAGCCGCUGGCUAACUUUUUCGAUAAGGUGGAGGUGCGGAAAGAUCCUUAUGGAGUUGUAUUAGUCAUGGGUGCGUGGAAUUAUCCUGUUCAAUUGAACGUACUACCUAUGAUGGGCGCGAUCGCAGCUGGAAAUUGCGUGGUUCUGAAACCUUCCGAGAUCGCAGCGGCUACAGCGAAAUAUUUAUACGAGACCAUUCCAAAAUAUUUAGACACGGACAGUUGCCGUGUAGUAAUGGGAGGAAUUUCAGAAACGACAGAGCUACUCAAGCAGCGUUUUGAUUAUAUUUUUUAUACUGGGUCGUCCACGAUUGGAAAAAUCGUGCGAAGAGCUGCUAAUGAGUUUCUCACGCCUGUCACAUUAGAAUUGGGUGGAAAGAGUCCCGUGUAUAUAGACAACACAGUGGAUAUGUCGAUGGCAGUGAAACGAAUUUUAUGGGGUAAAUGCAUCAACGUUGGUCAAACGUGUAUAGCGCCCGAUUAUGUGUUAUGCUCACCGGAGGUACAGAGUAAACUUAUCGAGGAAGCUAAAAAGAUUUUAAAGGAAUGGUAUGGUGACAAUCCACGGGAAAGUGUGGACUUGGCGCGCAUUAUUACGGACAAACAUUAUCAGCGUCUUAUCAAUUAUUUAAACGAUAAAAGCAAGAUUGCUGUCGGUGGCGACGUAAAUCCCGCAGAAAAGUAUAUCUCGCCUACAAUACUUGUUGAUAUCAAAUCAACGGAUGCCAUCAUGCAAGAUGAGAUAUUUGGACCGAUAUUGCCUAUAAUAAACGUUAAUAACGCAUACGAAGCAAUUAACUUCAUCAACAGUCGGGAGAAGCCAUUAGUGUUGUAUAUAUUUAGUCAGGACAAAGGGACUCUGUCUUUGAUGCUUAGUAAUACGUCUAGUGGCAACGUUCUUGGUAAUGACACGUUAUUACACGCAGCAGUUGAGACUCUACCCUUUGGAGGAAUAGGAUAUUCUGGCAUGGGUGCCUACCAUGGAAAAUAUACGUUCGAUACGUUCACGCAUAAGAAAGGUUGUUUGAUUCGGAAUUACAACAAGAUUGCGGAGACCUUGGCCAAGGUCCGCUUUCCACCCUAUUCCGAUCAUAACCUGAGGUUGCUUAGACAUCUGAUGGAAAGAAGACGUGGUUGGCCUGUUCUGAAGUAUAUACCAUAUAUACUUAUGUUCGGUCUCGGGGUGCUGGCCACAGUCGGAAUUAAAGCUGCAAUAAAGUGGCAUAGUUGUGGGAAAAGGAUGGUAAAGGAGGCAAGGCGUGAAGGAGGAAAAACGUUCGUGAUUCAUGAAGUAUAAGUUCUCAGAGGGCGUGCAUAUAAUUGUCCAAUAUUGAUUUGUGUACUUUCGUAAUUUCAUUAUAAUUUAAGGAAUAUGAUUACACGGAGGAACAAUUGUAAUCCACAGCCCCCGAUACUACGCAGGUACCUUCAAAAUGUAGGAGGUGUAGGAUGCAAUGUUAAUUUACACAAUUGUCACACAUUUUUUACGAUUAAUCUUAUAACACACUAGAGUAACAAUUCUUGUAUAAUGUUUUCAUAUAUCGCCUUUACUCUGUGAAGCAGAUGUUUCACCGCACAUAUGUACGAAAUAUCUUUGAUCUUUACUUAUACUCGUGAAACGUUUGGGAGAGAGUAUUAUAUUAUGGCAAAAAGUGAACACUCUUAGUGGGAUAAGCUCCAGCGAGUCGUAAAAUAAACCUUUGUUGAUUAAAUCUUUUGUUUGCACAUU
Vollenhovia emeryi is the source of this 2314-nucleotide messenger RNA. It is a transcript of the gene Aldh-III, whose product is annotated as aldehyde dehydrogenase, dimeric NADP-preferring. The coding region runs from base 206 to 1882 and encodes 558 amino acids. Gene Ontology annotation, cellular component: cytoplasm. The record is from RefSeq and is a predicted model, not a curated record. Gene Ontology annotation, molecular function: aldehyde dehydrogenase (NAD+) activity. The transcript is spliced from 14 exons. Lineage: Eukaryota; Metazoa; Arthropoda; Insecta; Hymenoptera; Formicidae. Gene Ontology annotation, biological process: aldehyde metabolic process.